Molecule: messenger RNA, 1313 nt
Organism: Penaeus chinensis
Lineage: Eukaryota; Metazoa; Arthropoda; Malacostraca; Decapoda; Penaeidae
Product: BTB/POZ domain-containing protein 9-like
Exons: 6
Coding region: 121-981 (286 amino acids)
Biological process (GO): neurogenesis
Cellular component (GO): cytosol; P-body
Molecular function (GO): protein binding
Source: RefSeq, a predicted model, not a curated record
UUUUUCUUCCUAACAAACUCGGUGACAAUAACGACAACAAAGGGAGACGAAGGCCGGUUUUCGACUGAACUUCAUCAUCGUCUCGCAUUAUUAUCCACUUUCUGCUGUAGGCUCUAAAUCAUGUACCACCAGAGCUGCCCCGACCGGACGUCUCUCCCGUGGCAGAGCUGCCUGACCUCGGUGUCUGACCGGCUCGUGGCACUGCUGGCUUCGGGGAUGCGGUCUGAUGUCACACUCCACCUUGAGGGCCGCACGCUCAAGGCGCACCGCCUGAUCCUUGCCAUGAACUCCCCAGUGUUGGACAAGUUGUUGUAUAGCAACGAAGACCGGAAGCCGAGCAUCCUCCCCAUCGAGUUCCCGCUGCACGACGAUCCGCCGGAGGCCUUCGCAUGGCUGCUGGAGUACAUGUACCGCGGCGAGCCCGACCUCCCGAGCGUGCCCAUGGCGCUGGAAGUCAGCGUUCUCGCCACUAAGUACCAGAUGGGGGCACUGAAGGCUGCCUGCUCCGAAUACCUCAAGCAGCACCUGAAUGAUGUUAACGUCUUAAAAGUCUAUGAUGCCGCCGUUCAACUUGAAAAUGCCGAUCUUGUACACCGAUGCCUUCAGAUGGCUAGAAAUACUACAGAGGAUGUAUUUUCCACGCAUCAAAUGCGACUCCUCAGCAAAGCAGCCUUAGCUCAUCUCCUCUCGAACUAUGUUACCAACACCUCUGAGGUUCAGAUAUUCCGAGGGAUCGUGGCGUGGGGACGCCACCGCCUGGCUUCCCGAGGCGCUAACACCGAUGACCUUCGAAAGGAGAUCGAGUCCUUCCUCCCGCACGUAAGGUUCCUUGCCAUGACCACGCACGAGUUCGUCGAACAUGUCAUUCCCGCGAACAUCUUUACGGCAUCGGAGGCCUGCGACAUCCUCAUCAACAUCACACAGGCCAAGGAAGCGCCUCUUCCAGAAAUAUGUUGCAAAAUCAGGGACCAAAGGAACUAGAGAUUCUGUGGUGUUGCAUUGCAGCACAAAACAAAUGGGCGCGGGAGACCUAGCGCAGUUGCAGAUGCACUAAUUGAAACAGCUGAUUAUGGAUGAUAUUGCACGGAUAUUUAUUUUCAGAAACGGAUUAUGGUUUUAGUUAUCGAAAAUUGUUAAAGGAAACGAAGGCACAUUUUAAUGUUUAUUUAUUAUGUCAGGUCACUAUGUUUCUUUGUCAUAACAAUUACUAGAAUAGGAUAUUCUUACGACAAUCAGUUUUGUUAACUCAUAGAAGCAUACGGUUCUCUCUUGAUUAAUGAGGGAUGUAGUACACACUAAAGGCAUUAUACUUU